UAAAAACCCCUUCCUGCUCCAAGGCUGUAAGCGCCGAGCAUAGGGCUAAAUUUUGCAGCCCUUCACCGACAAUGGUGGCGUCUCCAUAUGAAUGAAAAAUUCUUGAGCCGGACGUUAAUCAAUAUACACCCAACGAACUACAACGCCCACCAUUGUAGACUGACUCUCAAUACCUCGGCCUGAUAACGGCUUGAUAACAGACCUUUUCUUUGAGUGAAGUACUUCAAUACUUUUGAAUGGAUUUUAAUGGCAGUGUUUAAAAGUACAAGAUCCUCUCCAAUAUAUGACGAUGAAAAAGAUGAUACUGUAUACAAAUCAUCAGACUUCCUGUACUCCGUCAAAUCAAAAUCGGAAACAGGCUAUACUGCAGAUUCCGAGAGUGGCGGUGAGGAAAAUAUUGAAGAUAUAAGUUGCAAAGAUGAAGUCGAUGUCAUGUUAACCAAACUAGAAGAGGAACACGGUUUUCACACCGUUCGAAGAGAAGCAAUGAAACCUCAUAAACCGUUGGUGGGGGUAGAGUUCGACCCUUCUUGGAACAAAAAGAUCGGCGCCGUGGAAAAGACAGCAAAGCCCGCACAACAGGAUGACGAUUCACCGGCAGAAGAAGUGGAGAGUGAAAAAGAAGAAGGUAAAACUGGUCCAGUCGAUGACCAUUCCAGCUCGUACAGUUCGGUGGAUGAAGACAGCUGGGAAAGUGAAUAUGAUGUGCCUUCAGACUUUGAAAGUGAUACACCUAGUGAACCAGGGGAAGAAGUAGAAAGUUCUGUACAACCCGGAAUGAGUAAAACAAAAUUAUGUAGUGAUGUUUCCAUCGAAUAUCCAGAUAAGUAUAAUUUCGGGGAAAUACAAGCCAUUCCGUGGUCACAGGAGAGGCGGGCCAACGAGAUAAAAGACAGUGCUCUAAGUUACAUGGAAAAACUCUGCAGUGACAUUUAUUUGAUGGUGGAUAUAUCUAGAAAUAAAACAAUCCUGGUAUUUGAUCAAAGUGACGAAGCUUUGGUGACAGUCUCUGUCAAAGUUCCCGGUGAUAAAGAUUCUGGAUACAUUUAUGAAGCAAGGAUAAAGAACAGAUCAAAUUGGGUCGCAAGGGUUGCUGAACAUAUGGGCGAUCAAAUUAAAUUUCACGCAACAGAAAUCGAGUCUUUUUUCAUCGUAAAGAUUCCUCUGAAAGAUUCUGCUAUGAUUUCCCCGCAGGGAAACACACUCUCUUUCAAUCACACAAAGGGUGUGUCUCUGGAUAUACCAUCACAGACCGUAAACAAACCUCAGCCCAUUGUCAUGCAGCUCAAUGAAGUGGACAAGCAUGCAAUGAAGCGCCGUCACAGUUUAUGCCCCGAAAAAUUCAACAUCAAUAAAAUGUCACAAAGGUUAUUCAUCGAGCAUGAUAUACCAGAAUUUCUCAAACCUUUUUCGGUGGAACUGGAACUUGAAACCUUCCGUGAGUCAGCAGACAACGACGCUCUGGUACCAGUAGCCUUCCAUUGGAAUGAAGGGGAACCAACGAUUAAAUCUAAAGCAGAAUAUGCUUUAAAUCAGAAGGCCAACAAAGUCGUGAUGACUAUGAAGACUUUCCUAAAUAAAUCGGGAGUAUCUGUUGGUUUGGUUGCUCCUGGUAAAAUAAACCUAGAAGAGGCCAAACUUGUUUAUGCUGAUAUGUUCCUGUGUAAACUGGUAAUUCACAUCAGAAUCGUCAAACCUCAACAAGCUAUGGUUUACAUCAACUGUGUAUUGAUAGAAAACCUUCCAAAAAUUCAAGAACAGUAUCAGUGUUUAUGGAGGAUAGGAGAAUCGGAAGACAUAUAUCUCAAGAACUUCCAAAGAAUCCGAGUUCAUCUGUCUGGAAAUUCUGUUCGUAGAAAGUCCAAAACGCAGAGGGUUCUCAACUGUUUCAUCGUGUUUUCUGAUCAAGCAAAGCAGAAUUGUUUAUCAUUUCCAGUUGAUAAAGACACAAGGAUGGGCUCGAGCCCGAGUACGACAUUUGAUUUUAGUUUGGACAGCGGUUCAAAAAAGAAAAUCCACCGACAAGAGUUCGAUCCAUGGAUGUUAGUGGGAAUGAAAACCUGUUCCACAGGAAAUAUUUCAGCGUUAAAGCUCAGCAGGGGACAAACAUCUGUCGAUUUUAAAUCAAAAAGGCAACUUUAAAGAAUGAUUCCAAGAAAUGUUGUAAAGGAUAUUGAACUUUUCAAAAUUAACAAAAUAGUAUACGUAUAUCAGAUCCAACAGAUGAGAUGGAGGAAAGCAUUGCUUUGCACACAAUGGAAACAAUAUCCUGGUAUUCUCUACGAAAAGCUUUUUUUCAGUUUUAGAAGGUUUAUUCACUCGGACCACAUCUAGUAGUACAGAACAUAUUGUACGAUAAUCACUGUUCUAUUACAACAAAAGUCCAUUAAAACAAAGGACAAUGGAUAAGGGAAAAAAUAAGAGAAAUGCAUAAUGUGCAAAUAGAUAUGGACUCUUCUUUUGCAGGUGUUUUGCUCCUUUUUUGAAAUUUAAUGUUAUACAGAGGAUACAUAAUUAGUCAUGCUAACUCCUCCCACAAUUUUCAAGCGAAGACCUUAUUUUUCAGUGUUUUUAUGGGUAUUGAAGAUGUGCAUGUGACAAGGAAUAUGAUUUUCUUCAAUGUUGAUGAAAAUUACAGGUUAAUGAACAGUUUUGGGGAAAUAUUACAUAGAGCGUACAUGGUUUGUCUGUUUAACUCGUCCCACAGUUUUCAAGUGAGGACCUUAUUUUUCAAUGUUUGUAUGGGUAUUUAAGAUUUGUAUAUAGCAAGGACUUUGAUUUUCUUCAAGUUUAAAAAGAAAAUUACAGGUUAUGAAACUUGAGUCAGUUUUGAGGAAAUAUCAUGGAGUGAGUGCAUGGUUUGUCUUUUUAUAUCCUGUCACAUUUUUAAAACUAGGGCCUUUGUAAACAACUUGAAGAUGUGCGUAUUGCAAGGAUUUUGAUUCUCAACAAUUUCCUCAUUUUGUUUGAAAUAUUUUCAUGUUUAUUUUUAACUUAAUUUGGAGGAAAUAUUGUCCACACAGACCAGUUGGCAUUACAUGAUUUGUCCGUCUUAACAAGUGAUGACUUUCUUUUUCUACAGAGUUUUUGUAUCAGUAUUGAAAAUUUUGAUAUUGCUGCUGAC
Messenger RNA from Ostrea edulis (European flat oyster), 3124 nucleotides. RefSeq lists its product as uncharacterized. The record is from RefSeq and is a predicted model, not a curated record. The transcript is spliced from 13 exons. Lineage: Eukaryota; Metazoa; Mollusca; Bivalvia; Ostreida; Ostreidae. The coding region runs from base 247 to 2142 and encodes 631 amino acids.